Messenger RNA from Saccharomycodes ludwigii, 930 nucleotides. It is a transcript of the gene RPB3, whose product is annotated as DNA-directed RNA polymerase II core subunit RPB3. The record is from RefSeq and is a predicted model, not a curated record. The transcript has a single exon. Gene Ontology annotation, biological process: DNA-templated transcription. Gene Ontology annotation, cellular component: RNA polymerase II, core complex. Bases 1 to 930 code for a protein of 309 amino acids. Lineage: Eukaryota; Fungi; Ascomycota; Saccharomycetes; Saccharomycodales; Saccharomycodaceae. Gene Ontology annotation, molecular function: DNA-directed RNA polymerase activity; protein dimerization activity; DNA binding.
AUGUCAGAUAGAUUGCCUCAAGUCAAAAUUAGAGAAGUCACCAGAGAAAAUGUCGAUUUCAUCUUAUCCAAUGUAGACUUAGCAAUGGCGAACAGUCUCCGUCGUGUGAUGAUCGCCGAGAUUCCAACAUUAUCGAUAGAUAGUGUCGAAAUUGAAGUCAACACCAGUGUGUUGGCUGACGAGUUUUUAUCUCAUAGAUUAGGUUUAAUUCCAUUACAAAGUGCCGACGUGGACGAUUUGGUUUACAAUCGAGACUGCUAUUGUGAAGACUAUUGUGACAGAUGUAGCGUUGUAUUGACACUGCAUGCUAUUGGAGAAAGCGAAAGCACCACUAACGUGUAUGCAAGAGAUUUAGUGAUUACGAGCAAUUUAAUGGGUAGAAACAUUGGGGCUCCGAUAAUUGUUGAUAAAGAUGGCAACGGUUCAUUGCUUUGUAAAUUAAGGAAAGGCCAAGAGUUGAAAGUGAAAUGUGUAGCCAAAAAGGGUAUAGCCAAAGAGCAUGCCAAAUGGGGUGCUACUUCGGCUAUUGAGUUUGAAUAUGAUCCUUGGAAUAAGUUAAAGCAUACGGAUUAUUGGUACGAACAGGAUGCUAGACAAGAAUGGCCCUUGAGUAAAAAUUGCGAGUACGAAGAUGCACCAAAUGAUGAUGAAUUGUUUGACUAUAAGGCUAAGCCUAAUAAUUUUUAUAUGAACGUAGAAACCGUCGGAUCCUUAACCCCGGAUCAAGUGGUGCUUAGAGGUAUUAAGACAUUACAAGAUAAAGUGGCUGAUAUAUUAUUUUCAUUGAAAAAAAUGGAACAAGACAAAGUGGCAAGUUCUAAUAAUGCAUUAAAUCAACAGCACGCCAAUAGUGGCGCCAACCAAUUAAAUGACACAGACAAUGGGUAUGCUGAUAAUGUUGAUACUAAUAUGGAUGAUGAUGCGUGGUAG